CUGGAGAAAGAAAACAAAUUCUCUCCUUUGAAUCUCUUCCCACCAUUUCAGAAAUCUAGGGAUUCUAGGUGGAUCAGACUCAGUCCAGAGAUGGAGUUGUUACAGUCUCCUACGGUGGAGAUAGUAGGCAUUGCCGUCGCUCUUGCCGCCGUUGCUGCUGCUGCUUAUAUUUAUUCUAACAAGAAACCCAGGGAUUGUUUAGACCCUGAGAACUUUAAGGAAUUUAAGCUUGUUCAGCGUACUCAGCUCAGCCACAAUGUUGCUAAGUUUCGAUUUGCUCUUCCUACACCUACUUCAGUGUUGGGCCUUCCAAUUGGACAGCAUAUAAGUUGCAGGGGUAGGGAUGGCCAAGGUGAAGAAGUUAUCAAGCCAUACACCCCAACUACUCUGGAUUCAGAUCUUGGACACUUUGAACUAGUUAUAAAGAUGUAUCCACAAGGAAGGAUGUCCCACCAUUUCCGAGAGAUGCGUGUGGGUGAUUAUCUGGCUGUGAAGGGACCUAAGGGACGUUUCAAGUAUCAACCUGGCCAAGUUAGAGCUUUUGGGAUGCUUGCUGGAGGCUCUGGCAUUACUCCUAUGUUCCAGGUUGCUAGAGCUAUCCUAGAAAACCCAAAAGACAGAACUAAGGUACAUCUUAUAUACGCCAAUGUCACGCUUGAGGACAUUCUUUUGAAGGAGGAACUAGAUGGCCUUGCAAGGGACUACCCUGACCGCUUCAAAGUCUUCUAUGUUCUGAAUCAGCCUCCAGAGGUAUGGAAUGGUGGCGUUGGGUUCGUAUCCAAGGAAAUGAUUAAGACCCACUGCCCACUACCAGCAGCUGAUGUCCAGAUUUUGAGGUGUGGCCCACCACCCAUGAACAAGGCCAUGGCUGCACACCUUGAAGAACUUGGUUACACUUCAGAGAUGCAGUUCCAGUUCUAAAUUUUUUGCCUCUCAUUGCCUAUUUAUCUCUUGCAUGGAAGUCAUUAAACAAGAGACGUCUAAAUUUUCCAUGCUCCUAAAAACAACUCUUUAAUUUGAAACAGUUGUAGUACGUUUUUUUCUUUAACCACUUGAGAAGUGACUAAGCAUUUUUCAUAUA
Molecule: messenger RNA, 1081 nt
Organism: Nelumbo nucifera (sacred lotus)
Lineage: Eukaryota; Viridiplantae; Streptophyta; Magnoliopsida; Proteales; Nelumbonaceae
Gene: CBR
Product: NADH:cytochrome B5 reductase 1
Biological process (GO): electron transport chain
Molecular function (GO): cytochrome-b5 reductase activity, acting on NAD(P)H
Source: RefSeq, a predicted model, not a curated record